Sarcophilus harrisii (Tasmanian devil) is the source of this 7197-nucleotide messenger RNA. It is a transcript of the gene SCAF11, whose product is annotated as SR-related CTD associated factor 11. Gene Ontology annotation, biological process: spliceosomal complex assembly. The record is from RefSeq and is a predicted model, not a curated record. Gene Ontology annotation, molecular function: RNA binding. The transcript is spliced from 14 exons. Bases 121 to 4497 code for a protein of 1458 amino acids. NCBI's taxonomy places the organism in Eukaryota, Metazoa, Chordata, Mammalia, Dasyuromorphia, Dasyuridae.
UACUGGAAAUUUCUAAUUACUUUACCAGUAGUAGUGUUAGGGUUUAAUUAUAAAUGAGAGAAAGUAGCAAUAAAAUUGUCUCUUCUGAUUGAUCUUUUAGGAACUCCUUUCUAAGAAGAGAUGAAGAAAAAUAAUAAUAUUUCAAAUGUGGGGGAUGAAGAGCAUGAAGACAUUGAAGGUGAAGAAAAUAGAGUGUAUCCUCAUUCUGUUGUCAUUCCAUAUGAAGAAGCUGAUAAAUGCCCAAUAUGUCUUUCCUGCAUGUUAAAGAAAGAAGUUGCUUUUCCUGAAAACUGUAAUCAUAUUUUCUGCAUUACCUGCAUUCUUAAAUGGGCAGAGACUCUGCCUUCAUGUCCAAUUGAUCGAAAACCUUUUCAGUCAGUAUAUAAAUUCAGUGCAUUGGAAGGUUGUGUUAAGGUUCGAAUAGAGAGAAAUUUAAGAGAAACAGAUGAUAAGAAAAAUGAAAGCUCCUUUAAGAAGCAGGAUUCCUGUUCUGUAUAUAUUAAAAGCUGUAUGAGAAAAAAAGCAGAUGUAAAAAGAAAUCUGUUAAGUGCAAAGUUGUAUAAAGAUUUGAAGAAAAUGCAUAGAAACACUUCAAACAAUGAAAUAUGGAAAAGGAAAGCCACAUCAAUUGAGAUAAAUAAGCCUCAAAGACAGAACUGCCCAAAUCACUGCUUCCGAAAUUAUUUUUCCAGUGUAUUUUCUUCUGAUAAUCACACUGGAGAAUCUUCUUGUUCCUUUAGAAGUCAUUGUACAGGAUUUACAGAACUCGCUGAAAUUAAUUCAGUGCUUAGGCAAAAGAGACAGGAACUGCAAUUGUCAUGGUUCCCUGAUACAUUACCUGGAAUUGCAAGAAUUGGUUUCAUUCCAUGGAUGGCGGGAGCUGAAAUCCUUCCUCUUGUUUCCUCUUUGUUGCCAGGAACAAUUUUUCCAAUGAAUACUAUUUCUUUGGAAGAUUUUGGAUCAUCUUGCAAGGAACAUGUGCUAGCCCACACACAAGGGGGAGAGGAGAAAAAGCAAACUUCUGGCACAUCAAAUAGUAGAGGAACAAGGAGAAAACCUGCAGAAACAACUCCUAGGAGAAGAUCUACACGCAAUAUGAAAACUGAAACUGUCAGUCAGCCCCAGAAUUCCCCGAUUUCAAAUAACUCUGAGUGUGAUGCCCCCGAUAGCAAUAAUUCAUCUAUAAAUGUUUCCACUUCAGCAGAUUCAAAGAGGCAGAAUAAAUCAGUGACCAAAAGAAAGCCUAAGAGAAGAACUAGAAAGGCACCUGUAGUUAAAAAGAAGCUUCGAAGUUCAUCAUCUCUCCCUGAAAAGUCAUCUUCUAGUGAUUCAGCAGAUGAAGAAGUUGUAGAGUCUGAUACAUUCCCUCUGUUGGAUAAAGAAUCUAUCUCAAAUAUAGAAAGUUGCAACUCUUGUGACAUUGUGCAAACAGAUAUAGAACAAGACUCUACUAAUGCUUUGGAAAGUUUUAUUGAACAUACAAACAGUGAGGAACUUAAAGAAAAUUGUGAAAAAGAACUAGAUACUGUAGAGAAGUUACAUUCUGAUUCCUGUAACCAAGAACCUGCUGUGGUAGUUGAAGAAGAAAUUAAGGAAAUGGAAAGCAAGUGUACCGAUGCUGAUAUUUUGUAUUUAGAAAAUGAACAUUCUAAGAACAUUACUGAGAAACUAAAUGAACCAAUAGAAACUCACAUUAAAGCACCUGAACCUCUAGAAGUUGAGGUAAAUGCAAGUGCACCCAUAGAAAGUCAUCAGAAUGAAUUGCUUGCACAUUCAAAAUCUGAGGAUGAUGUGCAGCAGCUUAGUGAUAGUCUCAGAGAUGAAUUAUGUGAGAAUACAGAAUCAGAAGUAAAUGAAGAUCAAUAUAGAGAAAGUCUUCAAGUGAAUACUCUUGACCAUAUUGAUUCUGAGAUAAAAAUACCACAUGUAGAGAGUUCUGAGGCCGAGUCCCUUAAGUGUGAAGAAACAUUACCAUCGGAAGAUCUUACUCCUCAGAGCCCAAAAGUUGAAUUACUUGAUCAUACAGAAUUUGUUGAACUGGAGUGUCCUGGAAAUGAAGAAAGCACAACAGUUUGUUCAAAUAAUGAAAAUUUUAAAAGUGUUGAAGAUAGUAACAGUUUGUUAAAAGAUAUUCUUCCAUCAAAUAAUGAUAAAUUAGACAAGUCUUUAGAAGAAAAGUCUGAAUUUCUUAGUGCAGAGAAUAAAAAUACAGAAUUGUCUAACUUAGAUACUGAACAGCUUCCCAAACAUUUUAAUGAAGACAAUAAUGAAACAAUACCUAUGGAAUGUGACUCAUUUUGUAGUGACCAAAAUGAAUCUGAAAGUGAAUUAACUGUCAGUGCUGAAAUCAAACUGGAGGAAACUUCUCAAGAUAAUACACAAGAUUCUGAUCUUGUAAGUGAAAAGAAUGCAAAGCUUACUCAUGAGGCUGAAAAUUCGGUAGUUUCAGUAGAUAAGGCUAAAAAACCUCGAACUAGAAGAUCUAGAUUUCAUUCUCCAUCUACAACAUGGUCUCCUAGCAAAGACAUUGUACGAGAAAGGAAACGGUCUCAGUCUCGGUCUCCUAAAAAAGACAGUGGAAAAGAACGCAGAAAAUCUCAUUCACAAUCUCCUAAAAUGGAAAUUACCCGAGGUCGGAGGCGAUCUCGGUCUCAAUCUAGAUCUCCAAAGAGGGAUGUUGCAAGAGAGAGGAAACGAUCUCAGUCUUGGUCUCCAAAAAGAGAGGAAGGUAGGAAGUCUCAGUCCCUUUCUCCUAAGAGAGACACUUCAAGAGAAAGCAGACGAUCUCAAUCAAGAACAAAAGAUUCCCCCUCAAGGGAGAAAUCUAGGUCUCGAAGUAGAGAUAGAGAAAAUGAUAGAGAUGGGCAAAGAAGAGAUCGUGUUAGGGAAAGAAGGGCCAGAAGGUGGUCUAGGUCCAGAUCUCGUUCUCGAUCGUGUUCAAGAUCUAGAACAAAAAGUAAUAAGCCAUCCUUCAGUAGAAAUGACAGAGACAGCUACUCUCCUCGGUGGAAGGAAAGAUGGACAAAUGAUAACUGGAGGUUUCCCAGGGGAAAUGAUAGGUACAGAAAAAAUGAACAAGACAAACAGAAUGAAAAUUUGAAAAAAGAAAAAAACGAGGUUAAUCCAGAUACUGAUGAACAGUGUUCUGCUGACAAAAAUAGAAAUGAUUGCCCAGAUUGGAUAACUGAAAGAAUAAAUUCUGGUCCUGACCCAAGGACUAGGCAUACAGAGAAAUUUAAAGAUUCUCAUUGGGAAGAAAAUAGACAUGAUAAUUCAGGGAAAUCUUGGAAUAAAAACUUCGGUUCCAGUUGGAUAUCAAACCGGGGCAGAGGCAACCGAGGCAGAGGCACCUUCAGAACAAGUUUUGGACAUGCUGAACAGAAUGAGAAUAGAUGGCAAAAUAGAAAACCCCUCUCAGGAAAUUCAAAUAGUUCAGGGAAUGAGUCAUCAAAGUUUGUUGAACAGCAACCCUAUAGGCGUAAAAGUGAACAAGAAUUUUCAUUUGAUACCCCUGCUGAUAGGUCAGGUUGGACUUCUGCAUCUAGUUGGGCUGUAAGAAAAACUUUGCCUGCUGAUGUACAGAAUUACUAUUCAAGAAGAGGGAGGAAUUCCUCAGGCCCACAGUCUGGAUGGAUGAGGCAAGAAGAGGAAACAUCUGAUCAAGAUCAAAACCUCAAAGACCAAACCAACCAACAAGGUGAUGGUACUCAGCUUCCUAUAACUAUGAUGCCGCAACAAAUGAAUGUAAUGCAACAACAAAUGAAUGCACACCACCAAACUAUGAAUAUCUUCCCAUAUCCAGUGGGUGUUCAUGCUCCCUUGAUGAACAUCCAACGUAAUCCAUUUAACAUUCAUCCUCAGCUACCCAUGCAUCUCCAUACAGGAGUGCCUCUCAUGCAGGUAGCUGCUCCUACCAAUGUGUCUCAGGGAUUACCACCACCACCACCCCCUCCCCCGCCAUCCCAACAAGUCAACUACAUUGCUUCACAGCCAGAUGGAAAGCAAUCACAGGGUAUUCCUAGUGCUUCUCAUGUAGGUAAUAAUACAAGUACACCAGUCUUGCCUACUCAAACAGCAAACCCUGGAAAUAUGGGACCAUUUCAGGGACCAAGUUCUGGUAAUGCUUCAUCAUCAAGUCACAGCAAAGCUCCUAAUGCUGGUGUAAAAUUGGCAGAAAGCAAAGUAAGUGUUACAGUGGAAGCCAGCGCAGAUAGCUCGAAGACAGACAAGAAAUUGCAAAUUCAAGAAAAAGCAGCACAGGAGGUAAAAUUAGCCAUUAAGCCAUUUUACCAAAAUAAAGAUAUUACCAAGGAAGAAUAUAAAGAGAUCGUGCGGAAGGCAGUAGAUAAAGUUUGUCAUAGUAAGAGUGGAGAAGUGAAUUCUGCUAAAGUGGCAAAUCUGGUUAAAGCCUAUGUAGACAAAUACAAACAUUCACGGAAGGGAAGCCAAAAGAAAAACCCAGAAGAACCUGCUUCGACUGAAAAAAAAAUAGGGUGAAAUAAGAAGAGUUAAGAACACUAUCAAGAUUAUCUGCAAAGUGCAAUUUCAACAUAUACCAUUAACUGAAAAUUAUACACAACUGUGAUUGAAAUUUGGUUUUGAUAAAAAUUUUUUUUUUUCAAUGUAGGAUAUGAUGGUUUGUUCUAAAUGAAUAGAGUUCUGCAUUGCAACUUCUUUAUCUCUUUUUUCAAAAACAAGUUGAAAGGAAAGUGAAAGAUUUGAAAGAGUGAAUUUUAAUUAGGAAAAGUGCUAGAGUGUGGAUACCAGAAUAUGUAUAGCAUUUUGACUUGAAUAGUGGAGUGCAUAAAUUAGAAACAAGUACAUUGAUUUUGGAAGAGGGAUGUACAUGUAGGCGAUAAGCCUAAACAUAUUAAGGUAGGAUUCUCUUCCUUAUGUCUAUCCCCCUUUAAUUGUGGUAAAAGUUAAAAUAAUGUAUUGCCAUGGUUAAUAUUUCUAAUAUUAAGUAGACAGAGACUGAUUGCUGGAUUCAUUGUAUGUUCUUUGAAACAUAUAUACAUAGACACACACAUACACACACACACACUUUUUUAAAGCACAUAACUGUCAAAACAAAGAAAAUCAUAGAAAACAGUACUAUUAAACUCCACAACUUUUGGAAUACUAUUCAACACCAAAUAAAGAUUUUGCUGCUUGUUUUUAUUUUGUGCUCUCCCCCACUCCCAUUACUUUUGAGUUAUUAGUAUGACAUUGCCUAACUAUUUUGACAUUAUUAGAAUUUUGGCAGUCUCUAUAGUCUCUGGCUGCACUUGGAAGGACAAUCCAGAGAACACUUUAGAAAUCAUGCACUCUUUAUUCAUAUCUUCUGUUGGCCAGAGACAGCAUAUUGUAUUACCAGAAAUGUCGUUAUGUAUAAGAUUUUUGUGUUGAUAUUUUACUUGCAAAUAGGGAAUAACAAAUUUAUUUUUUGAUAACGUGGCUUACACAGGUCAAGAAAAAUGGUAUUGUCAUUCAUGUGGAAUUUUCAAAGCAUUUCACGGUGAGUGAAAUACUUAGAUAUGUAAAAUCCAAAUAUGAAAAUUUGUUUUGCAGGAAGAAAAGAGAGUGAUAAGAGUUGAGAGCUGUUGUCUUAAAAUAUGCUAUGAAACAUGCUGAUUUGGAAAUAGGGCUUAAAGACUAGUUUCCUUUCUAUAAAGGACAAUACUGGUAAGGUAUAAAAUCUUCCACCACUUCCAUCCAGGAACAGCUUUGGUUAAAAAUUAAACAAUAAAUAGUAUUUAGACAAACGAUCCUAUAUUCCAAGGCAAUAUUGUAUUUCAUUGAGUCAAAUUUGAUCCUUUUAUUUGCUAAAUUUUUCAGCUUGAGCAAUACUGUUUAUUACUAUGCUGUCUUAGAGUAAAGGUUUUUCAUUUCUUCAAUUUUAGGUGAACAGUAUGUGCCUGGUUCUAGCUUUGGUAGGCACAGUUAUUUGAAAUCUUAGUACCUAAUUAAUUCUAUAUCACCCUUGUCAGACUUUAAUAGGAAAGUUCUGAGGCAUUGAAAAAUAAUGACCUUUGCAUUACUUUUUUGGAUAGCUUUAUUUUGUCAUUUUUCUGAUUUUUGGGGGGUUUAGUUUUAUUUAAAACCUUAUCAUAGCUAAAAUCUAAUAGGAUGUGGAGUUUGAUAAUGAUUUUUCUCUUCCCUAAAGCACACUCAAACCAUGUCUUAAGAUUCGCACAGUACCCUUCCCUUCCCUCCCCCCAUUCAGUUUUCACUUGUGGCAGCAGUUGUGUGAACUUUCAAUCUAUUUUGAACUAAAACUGGUUAGCACUUUGAAGAAAUUUGUAGCAAAUUGCUAUGCCUAUGCUGAUUAAUCACACGCUGUGCGUAUUUUCCUGCAUUUUCCUUCGAGGAGUUUGUGGAGUUGUUUAUAUAACAUUUUUCCUCUCUUGCUUUAUAUAUUUGAGUCUUCAUUGCCAGACAACUCUUGCAAACCUGUAAAAGGGCUUAACAGAAUGGCAGGUAUGGUAAGGAUAUAAAAUCUUAGGGUUAAAGUAGAAGAUUUUUAUGUUUUUUAUUUUUGUACCCAGCUGGGAAAUAAUAAAGGUUAGCUGCCACUUCUGGUUGGGACAAGUGGUUGCAUUAGAGCUCUGCUGUAUCUGUAAUUCCUAAUUAAGAACAACUUAUAGAUUAGAAAGCGAUGAGUAAGCUUUUUCUUGUUUUCUUGGAAAUAUUUAAGAAUUUAUCAGAAAAUGCAUGAUGUAUAUUUUUAACAAAAUAUAUUGCCUUAUGUGCCCUUGUUUUCCCAGAAAUUUAAAUUUACUUUGCACAUGUCUGAUGUGCUUUCUCUGUUACUAUCACUAAUUAGUUCCCGAUUCAUUUUAGUAUUAAGACUCCAAUUUUAUAAUUUUGGAUCUAAAUACAACAAAAUGUUAUUAUUAACAAGUGUUCAUGGCCAAAAAAAGUUCCCAAGAUUUUGAAGAAAGUUAUUUUUAGAAACUAAAGAUAUAGUGACCAUUAAGUUUUGAAAUUAUAAAGAUUUUGUGAACCUUUCUGCUAAUAACUGAGUUUCUCCCUUACAUUCUUUGAAAUAAUCACUGUGCCUGCUGCUUGAAUGUAUGGUUAGGAGCACAGUGGCUGCCCCAGGGUCUGUGUUAAGUUGUUUGUAGUGUAAGGCUGGAGUGCUGCCUACUAAAACAGUACUAUCUUAAACAAAUUAUGUAGUGUAUAAUAUUUUCUAAUAAAUUCUUUUGACUAAAA